AUGCCCCAUAUCUCAAAAAGACGACAACAAAUAAACAAUUUAUCUAGAAAAAGGGGUCGCUUUGCGGCUCAAGAGGAGGAAACACAUGAAAUAACUGAUGUACAAGAUGAAUUCACAUUAAGAACUUGUGAGGGAGAUGAAAUCACAAAUGAACAAAUUAAAAAAGUAUAUACUAAAAAUUCGAGGACUACUCUUUGGAGACAAAAUAAAAAGAAAAAAGAGGAAGAAAACGCGAGGGAAAAUCGAACUGCUGAUAAAUCUUUCAAUAAUAAAACACCAAAUAAUACAUUACUCAAUGCUAAAGCAUUGAGUAAUUCACUAUUCAAUAAUAAGGCUUUGGCACCAAGUAAUAUAUUAAUCGAUGCUAAAGCUUCAGCGUUAAGUAAUAUAUUACUUGAUGCUGAAGCUUCAACAUCAAGUAAUAUAUUACUUGAUGCUGAAGCUUCAACAUCAAGUAAUAUAUUACUUGAUGCUAAAACUUCAAGAUCAAAUAACAGAUCACUAUUACAACCAUCAACAAUCUUGCAAAACUCUUCAUCACCCAUUGAUACUACGACAAUCCUACGUAUGCGUUUAGAAAAAGUUAAUUAG
This is a messenger RNA of Dentiscutata erythropus, 591 nucleotides long. The record is from the annotation of a GenBank genome assembly. NCBI's taxonomy places the organism in Eukaryota, Fungi, Glomeromycota, Glomeromycetes, Diversisporales, Gigasporaceae.